Molecule: messenger RNA, 1715 nt
Organism: Sphaerulina musiva SO2202
Lineage: Eukaryota; Fungi; Ascomycota; Dothideomycetes; Mycosphaerellales; Mycosphaerellaceae
Product: LuxS/MPP-like metallohydrolase
Exons: 3
Coding region: 266-1630 (454 amino acids)
Cellular component (GO): mitochondrion
Molecular function (GO): metal ion binding
Source: RefSeq, a predicted model, not a curated record
AUUCCACUUAUUGGAGGCACCUUUUCUAUCCAUCGACCGCGAAACAUAGGUACCCAAAAAAGGCGGGCGUGAGGCUCCUGAGGUGAGGUCGCCAUUGCUGAGAACAUCCACAUAAUCUGCCGCCACGUCCGUCCUGCUACUACUUUUGCUUACCAUUCCCUCGACUCGGACGUCCAUCUUUUGAGCUGUGCUUUCGCGCAGUCAAACAACCACUAUUCCCACCCUCCCUCUCCGCUUCCAACAGCCGCAAGGCCUUGCCAUCAAAAUGAUCGCGCGCUCUGCUAUCGCCCGGCAGGCUCAGCGCACCCUCCGUCAGUCAUGGCAGCAAUCCACCAGGGGCUAUGCCGCGGCAUCUAGCUCGUUUCAAUACCAGACUGCAGACUCCAAUGGCAUCAAGAUCGCGAGCAGAGAUAUCGCGGGGCCGGUAUCGACAGUGGCCAUUGUUUCCCGAGCUGGUACCCGAUAUGAAACCUGGCCUGGUCUUGCAGAGGCACUCGACCGAUACGCAUUUCGGAGCACCGAGCGUCGAUCGACCCUACGGAUACAGCGCGAGUCUGAGCUGCUUGGUGCCGAGCUGCAAAGCUGGCACAGCCGCGAGAACCUCGUUGUAGGGGCCAAAUUUCUGCGCGAUGACCUCCCAUACUUCCUCGAGCUCCUGGCCGAGGUCGCGACCAUGACCAAGUUCCAACCACACGUCAUCCACGAGGAGGUCCAACCGCUUGCAGACAUGGCUAUGAAGAAGCACCUUGCAAACACCGCUACAUUGGCUAUGGACAGUGCACAUGGUCUGGCUUUCCACCGUGGCCUCGGCGUCCCUGUGACGCCUGUUUCCACAGUCCCUUUCAAGAAAUACGUCGAUGCCGGAACACUGAGCGACUACGCACAGCAAGCGUACUCGAAACCAAACUUCGCCGUUGUCGGAAACGGUGUUGAUCAGGGCGAGUUCCAGAAGUGGGUUGGCGAGUUCUUUGCGGAUGUUCAGGAUGCUCCUGCUGGCGCGCUCCAGACGGAGCAAGCCAAGUACUACGGUGGAGAAGAGCGCAUUGCGCACGGCUCUGGCAACACCAUGGUCCUCGGCUUCCCCGGCUCGAGUUCAGCAACUGGCGCUUUCUACAAGUCUGAGAUUGCUGUUCUCGCAGCUCUCCUCGGUGGCGAGUCGAGCAUUAAGUGGACUCCCGGCUUUUCUCUCCUGGCCAAGGCCAAGGCUGAUACCCCACUUCUCAGUGUGUCUACCAAGUCACACAUCUAUACUGAUGCUGGUCUCCUGACCGUGACCCUUAAUGGUUCCACCCGCGACAUCAAUCAAACAGCCCCAAAGGUUGUGGAGGUACUUAAGGCUAUCGCUUCCGGCGUCAGUCCCGAGGACCUCCAGAAAGCCAAGGCGCUGGCGAAGUUCAAGGAACUCGAAUACGGUGCCACAACACAUGCCGGCAUUGAGCUUACUGGUGCAGGCCUAAUCCGGGACGGCAAGCCAUAUCAGAUCGACAGCGUCGCUUCUGCAAUUGACGGCGUAACGGCAGAAAAGGUGCAGCAGGUCGCGAAGGAAGCCCUCGAGAACAAGGCUUCCGUAAGUGCUGUCGGUGACCUGUAUGCGCUCCCAUACGCUGAAGAGAUUGGUCUUCGUGUGUAAAUAUCCUGUGAUAGAAGUUUCCUUGCGAAUUCAGGCGCACAUAGUAGUGAGCUGUACCAAUACAAGAAAGCAUUCAUGUUCAUAU